AGAUCACCGACUCUCCCUUCCGCAAUCAAUCCCACUCAACAUCCCCAGAUUUGAUUCCAUCUCCAUGGCUAAUGCCUGGAGAAGAAACCAACCGACAAAGAUUCUCACCCCCAGGAAUCUCCUCCUCUUCAUCUCCUCAUCCCUACUCCUCCUCAUCUUCUUCUACCUCACCUCUCAGUCCCAGACGACCAAUAAUACCCCAUACCUCAACUCCCUCAAAACCCCCAUCUUUCACCGCGCUAUAAACCCUUUCGAUUGCUACGCUUCACCCCAAGCUCAUCCCGUUUUCGCCAAUGUCGUCGAGGGUCUUAAACACCCAUUCCUCUACUCCCUUUCCGACUUCGGUAAUUUGCCAGAGAAGCCCCACAAGAAUAUCAACAGAACUCUCAAGGGGAAGGCGUUCAGGAAGCCUGAUAUAUCUCAGACUGUGCAGGAGUUGCUGGAGAAGAUGAAAAAGGAGGAUCGGAAUGGGAUUUUUGUGGAUGUUGGGGCUAAUGUAGGAAUGGCUAGUUUCGCAGCUGCUGUUAUGGGGUUUAAAGUUUUGGCCUUUGAGCCUGUGUUUGAGAACUUGCAGAAGAUUUGUGAAGGCAUAUACUUCAAUAGAGUUAGGGAUUUGGUGGAGGUGUAUGAAGCCGCUGCCUCAGAUCAUUUGGGGAAUAUUACAUUCCACAAGUUGGUUGGUCGGCUUGACAAUAGUGCGAUCUCAGCCACCGGUGCCAAGUUGGCAUUCCAGUCUAACGAAGAGAUCGCUGUUCAAGUAAAGACGAUUCCUCUUGAUGAUGUGAUUCACGAGUCAGAGCCAGUACUGCUGCUUAAAAUAGAUGUCCAAGGAUGGGAGUAUCACGUACUUAAGGGCGCCUCAAAGUUACUGUCGAGAAAGAAAGGCGAAGCCCCUUACGUGAUAUAUGAGGAAGAUGAGCGUUUGUUGCAAGCCAGCAAUAGCAGCGCAAAACAGAUUAGGGAGUUUCUACGAACCGUGGGAUACACCCGUUGCACUCAACAUGGAACAGAUGCACACUGCACCAAAACAAAUUGACGAAAUUAUUAUUCUGUUGUCUAGGAUGAAAAUUCAGAUGGAGCCUAACGAGGGAGCAGUUGACCAAAAUCGCCAACUUUCCAUCAAGUAUGGAUUACGAUUUACGAUUACCUCAUUGACAAUAAUAACAGGUUUUUGAGAUUUGAUUAGGAGAAUGUUUUGGAGGCCUCAGCUCGUUAGUUGAUACCGAUUGUGAAGCAUUGAAAGCGAACAAGGAGGAUUCAGCUGUGAUCCAGAGAAGAGAAUAGUACAACAAGAUACUGCGGGUGUAGGGUGGAGGCAACGCCUUCUUGAUCUCCCCAGAUCGAUUAAAAACCGGAGAAAAGUCAGUCAGGCUGUGGAGAAAUAAGUUGGUUUUGCAACUUUCAUAAGAUUGAAGCAAUACUGUACCUUUUCCCCAUUGCUGAUUUCUCCCUGUUCUUGAAGGUGUUCAGCUGUUAAAUAUUACACUUAAAAUUCUUUCAGAACUCAUAAUUCUUGUUUCUUUUUGGGGAUUGCAUUGGUAGAUUCUGAUUUUUGUCAGUAAA
Molecule: messenger RNA, 1563 nt
Organism: Ipomoea nil (Japanese morning glory)
Lineage: Eukaryota; Viridiplantae; Streptophyta; Magnoliopsida; Solanales; Convolvulaceae
Exons: 2
Coding region: 65-1036 (323 amino acids)
Source: RefSeq, a predicted model, not a curated record